Molecule: messenger RNA, 210 nt
Organism: Phytophthora nicotianae INRA-310
Lineage: Eukaryota; Oomycota; Peronosporomycetes; Peronosporales; Peronosporaceae
Exons: 2
Coding region: 1-210 (69 amino acids)
Source: RefSeq, a predicted model, not a curated record
AUGCGCAAAGAUGGCUGCCCAGUCACAUCUCAAAUUCCGGAGUUCGAAGCCCAUGAAGUGGCCGCUGACGAAAGAGCGAGUCCUGCGCCGGUUCAUGACGGUACCUCCCACCACAAACACAUUCAACAAGAGAACGACUCGAUUCGUCGCGGAUUUGGUUUCGUUUGUGAAUGGAGAUGUUUGCUCUGCAAGCUCUUCACGCAGCCAUAA